AUGCGCUGGGGCGUAUUCUCGCGCUGGGUUGUCCAGACCCGCCUACUCGGGCCCCUCCUCUUCGAAAUCUCGUUUGCUGAACCAGGUAGUCUUCCACCGGGUUCCUAUGGUCCAGGAUGGAUUUCAAAGAACGACAAAACAUCAGGGAGUAAGACUGGAGGCUGGGAGGUAAGCUCCAAGGCUAUUGCAACACUGCAGACCGGAACUAAGGCAGUGCCGAUGAAGAUCGAUGGAAAGAGUCAGGAACCUGGGAAUGGCUUAGCUGAGGUCAAGCUGUUGACCAAGGCUAUAGACUCUGAAGACUCUCUAGAGCUGCAGAAUCCACUUCCAAGCUCACUCCUGCAGCUGUUGCACUGUGCCCAGCAGCACUCGCUCAGUGCUCACAGGCCCAUAGCCUCCUUCUCACAGCUCGCCAGCAUCUCCUCAGCCCUCAACCUGUACCAUGAUGCAGUGACAGUCACAGAGGAUAACAACGCCCUCACUGAAGCAGCAGUUGUAGAUGCUGAACCUUUCUGGCCAGGCUUGUUUGCAAAGCAGGCCCUGGCCAGUGUCAACAUCGGGAGCCCCAUCUGCAGUGUAGGGGCUGGUGGACCUGCCCCAGCAGCUGGCACUGCACCAGCGGGAGGUCCCACCCCCUCCACCACCGCUGCCCCAGCUGGCGAGAAGGAGGUGGAAGCAAAGAAAGAAGAAUCGGAAGAGUGUGAUGAUGACAUGGGCUUUGGUUUUUUGACUAACCUCUUCUGUAACCUGUCCAGUGAAAAGCUGAACUCUUAAAAAAAAAUG
This is a messenger RNA of Prionailurus viverrinus (fishing cat), 783 nucleotides long. RefSeq lists its product as uncharacterized. Gene Ontology annotation, cellular component: cytosolic large ribosomal subunit. Gene Ontology annotation, molecular function: protein kinase activator activity; structural constituent of ribosome; ribonucleoprotein complex binding. Gene Ontology annotation, biological process: cytoplasmic translation. Lineage: Eukaryota; Metazoa; Chordata; Mammalia; Carnivora; Felidae. The record is from RefSeq and is a predicted model, not a curated record.